This is a messenger RNA of Podospora pseudocomata, 1192 nucleotides long. RefSeq lists its product as uncharacterized. The transcript is spliced from 3 exons. Bases 1 to 1014 code for a protein of 337 amino acids. The record is from RefSeq and is a predicted model, not a curated record. Lineage: Eukaryota; Fungi; Ascomycota; Sordariomycetes; Sordariales; Podosporaceae.
AUGAUGGUUCGAAAAUAUCUCCCAGUCAUUGCCCUGGUGCAGCCAGGUGUCGUCACUGCGAUACUCGAGCAAUAUGUCGAGGUGGUCCACACCAUCGAUGUCCAGGCCCUACAUGUCAACAAUUUUCCACCACCAAAUAUGACUGUCCAAGCAAUGGCACUACAGGCAGGCGUCACGGCUUGCUCUGUUGCCAAUCUUGUGGUCACAUCAUGUGCCAGCGCUGGUGCUCUCGCUACAACAGCUCCACUCGGGGAGAUGUUUGACUGCUUAUGCUGCUUCUCAGGCACGGCUCUCUACCCAGCAUACUCGUCAUGUGCAUCAUAUAUCUACAACUCAGUGGAGGGGGCCACUUCGACCUUUUCAGCAAUGUCGGUCAUCUGGGAUGGUUGCCUUUCUGUUAGUCCCAUCUGUUCCAACCGUCCAACGACCCAAAGGACGACCACGGUCGAUGCCAGCACCACCCGAGACGUAGUGACUGUUGGACCUUCAUCCACCCCCAGAGCCUGCGCCUCCUUCGCCAAUAUUGUACGAUCCUGCUCAAGCAAGAUCCCCAACUUCACCGCUAUCUCGGACAGAGAGCUGGCAGAGUGCAUGUGCUACGACCCUUUCGGCUCAUAUACGACCGUCGCGGAGGACUACGCGAGCACCUGUGCUGCCUGGGCGACAACAGGCAGGUCGACUGAUUACAGCAUCUUUGCAGCGUUCACUACAUUCUGUGAUGACUACCCACCUGGUGGAGCGACCAUCAGGGGAAGCGGCGGCGGCGGCAAUGAUAAUGGCGACAUCAUCCUCACCUCUGCAGGAAGCCGAAGCCUGGGGGGCAAUGGCAAUAUUGUUGAUCUCAUCCCGACUGCCUCACCGACUGAACCUCCACCCAAUGACGAAGAAUCCAACGCAACCCCAACGCCUCCACCUUCGCCCUCUGGACCUUCCGGCGCCAUGUCCUUGCGAGAUGCAAGAUAUGGCCUGCUGAGCUGGAUCAUGCUGGCUUUGUCGGCAUAUAUGCUCUGUUGAGAGCAUGCUGAACACAUGACACUGAAGAGCAGAUCAACCUCAUAUGAGAACCGAGUCGACAUGGCAAGGUAUUUUAGAAGGGUUUUCAUAACAUCCAAUAAUCCGUACCCCUAUUAUGUACACAUGACCCAGUAUUUACAACACUAAUUACAAUAUUUGUCCCUAUCUAUCCUCUUUA